AUGUCUCUCUCCCUCUCUCCAUCCACACCAAAGCUCUUUAGGCUACUUUGCGCAUGUACGGCCAGUCAAACCGAGCAUUGCAUCGACUCCAAGAUGGCGAAAACACGUCUGGCUUGCCUCCUGACUCUCCUCUCAACUCACUGCUACUUCAGCGUGUUAGCUGUGGUCCUGAAAACCAACAACGAAUCACCGUGGACCGAUGAGUUUGACAGAAUUGAGUUAUCAUGUUUGAUUGAGUCCAUUUCGACAACCAACCCCAGAAUCGAAUGGAAGAAGAUAACAAGUGAAGGACCAAGUUAUGUGUACUUUGACAGAAGGAUCUCAGGUGACCUGGAGAACAGAGCGAUGAUCAGAGAACCCGCCACCUUACUGAUAACCAAUGCAACGAGAUCGGACACAGCCAAAUACCGCUGUGAGGUCACAGCUGCUGACGACCAGAAGUCUUUUGAUGAGAUUGUGAUUGACCUCGUCGUAAGAGUGAAGCCCGUGGUGCCAAAAUGCAGCGUCCCAAAGUCAGUGCCUUUUGGGAAGUCGGCUGAGCUGAGCUGCGUGGAGGACGAGGGCUUCCCCAAGUCUCAGUACCAGUGGUUCAAGAACAAGGAGGAGAUCCCAGACGACCCAAAGACCAGCCUCAAGUUCAUCAACUCCUCAUACACACUCAAUGCAGAAACAGGAACUCUGAAGUUCAUCGCAGUCAGAAAAGAAGAUACAGGCGAUUACUUCUGCCGAGCGAAGAACGAUGCAGGAUACUCUGAGUGUGCAGCGCAGAAGAUGGAAGUCUAUGAUGUCGAUCUUUUGGGGAUUAUACUGGGAGUGCUGGUGGUGGUCAUAGUGCUCAUAUGUAUAACAGCGGGGAUCUGCUGUGCAUACAAGCGAGGGUACUUCUCCAGCCAAAAACAGACGGGGAACAAUUACAAAGUUCCAGCUAAAGGAGACGGAGUGGACUACGUCAGGACGGAGGAUGAGGGGGAUUUCCGACACAAGUCGUCAUUUGUGAUCUGAAAAGGGAGAGAGAGGAUGAAGACGGGCACUGUGCUGAGUGAACGACAUGACAUGUGGGACUGCGCUCCUCGCUGUGUGACACGGAGCUGCCACAGUUCAUGCUCUGAGCUCUCAGCACGACUCAAACACACUACUCAAGUUUGCCAAAGGUGACAAGAUUUCACAGGACAACAAACAUGUCAAAGAAUUACACACGUAGGGACUGACGUUCAUUUGUUCAUCACCACCAACUGAAUUAUUUCCGCUAAAUUAUGGAGUUGUUACUUUACAGUUAUUGCAUGGUUUUAAACACCUAGCGAGGUGUUCUGCCAGGUAGAAACGGAGGAGCCUCUUCUCCUCCACAGUCAAUCAUGACACCUUUCUACUUUUGCUUCAAACCUUCUGUCAUUUGUAUAACCUUUCUUUUCUACUGUUGAAAUUUGUCAGACUAUUUUUGAUGGAAUAUAUUUUAAAAUGCCUAUAGAUAAAGGUUUACUUUUUUAAAUAUUUGUAAAAUACUAACAUGUGUUGUUUUUUAUUUGGUUGUGGAUAAAAAAAAAGAAUAUGUAACACUUUCACCACAUCGAGCUGUAAGCAUUUACACCUUUGCAAUUGGAAAAGAGAGAAAGACAAAAUGAAAAACGAUUCGUAUCGGCAUAUCAAGAUGUGGUUUCUUGAUCGGCGGUCUUACAUAUUUAAUUUCGCUGGGAACGCCAACUUUCUUUUGUGAGAGACUUCCAUGUUAAUGUUUGUAGAUAGUCUUAGUAAGAGGCUUUGAAGAGUGCCAGUCAAAUGCUGUGAAACACUGCGCACAAUCAGUGCUGCAUUUUCUUGAUUUUAAGUGUCCUUCUAUGCUUGCUGUUAAUCUUGUAUAUAUUGAAUUUACUGUCAAGGAUAGAGUUUUGCUGUCAUAUGUACGUUCAGUAUUACACUAUUAUAAUAAUAAUGAUAAUAAUAAUAAUACAGGGUUUGUAAGUUAACCUUCCAGACCCACACAAAACUAAAUUGUAAUACUAGACAGUAAAUUCUGAAUAGAAACAGAUUGGAUAAAAUGACAGAGACGACAAAGACUUUUCUGUUACAGUUCAGGACUUUGUUAUUUUAACUACUGACUCGUCGAUUUUCAUGCUACAAUUACUGAAGGUACCAAGAGCGUCAGUGUAAAUUCUCUAGUACAUACAGAGACUAUUAGAGUCUUAGGUAAAGCACAUUAAACACAGUCUUUGACAUGAAUCCUGGUUGAUAUUUGCUGAUGUCCAAUCUGUUUACACGCUAUUUUUGCUAAUAUUUGUUGGAAUUAGAGAGUAGACCUCAUCUAACAUUUCUAACCUUUAGUUGUGAUUAAAUAUUUUAGUUGGAAAUUAAAAUCGUGUUAGGUCUGACUGAAGCUCAUAUUACUCAUUCCUGUCAGCAGAGACUCUACAGAGAUACACAGCUGGGGUCUGGAGGGUUAACACUUGUACUGAUUGUAUAUAGAUAUUUGUAUUUUUUUUCUCUCUCUCUCAAGAUUAUGUAAAGUGGUGAAAACUGUAAAAAAAAAAUGUCCUAAUGAGGCGAUAUGAAACUCUUUCCAUUUGUAAGACUGAGAAAAGGUAACAUUUUAUCAUAUCAUUCAUAACGCAUAAACAAAAGAUUCUUUAAGGAAUAUUUCUCUAUUAUUUUU
Molecule: messenger RNA, 2644 nt
Organism: Centropristis striata (black sea bass)
Lineage: Eukaryota; Metazoa; Chordata; Actinopteri; Perciformes; Serranidae
Gene: jam3b
Product: junctional adhesion molecule 3b
Exons: 9
Coding region: 1-1002 (333 amino acids)
Biological process (GO): cell adhesion; angiogenesis
Molecular function (GO): protein heterodimerization activity; protein homodimerization activity
Source: RefSeq, a predicted model, not a curated record